Molecule: messenger RNA, 801 nt
Organism: Aspergillus ibericus CBS 121593
Lineage: Eukaryota; Fungi; Ascomycota; Eurotiomycetes; Eurotiales; Aspergillaceae
Exons: 1
Coding region: 1-801 (266 amino acids)
Source: RefSeq, a predicted model, not a curated record
AUGAACCCCCACGGAAAUGCGCGCCCCAACAUACCUGAGCGACCCUUCGUAACUGCCGAAGGAGGGUACUAUUAUCGAAGACAGGCUAUUCAAAACGCAAAAGGGACCGAACCGGAUCAGGAUGGAUUUCACAUCAUGGAGCAGAAACUAUUGCGUCGAGUGAUACACGGCGAUGGCUGGCACCCUUAUGAGCUGAGAUUCGCACAUCUCCUCUGCGUCGGUAUGACCAGGGAAGAAUAUUACACGAGGAUGUUUAAUUUCCAAAACAACGGCGUCGAGUUCACGCCGGAUGAUGGUAUCAUGGAGCGCAACAUGCUCAUCCAGAUCCCCGUUGCGAUGGGCAUCGGAUCGUUAGAUUAUUCCUCGAAUCCAUUUCUGGCCGAACACAUCACACCGCUCAUUUGGACCGAGGGACAAGAGCGUCGACUUCUCCCGAUCAACAUGCGGUAUAUCUUGCGAAGAGCCAUCGAGGUGUUGAAUGGAAAGAUUCAGACGGGCAUAUGGGUCAACCCCGAUGAUAUGCCCGGCACGGUGGUGCUGACUUGCCAGAUUUAUCCCUGUUGCCAUGAGAUCGCGGACGUGUUUAAUCUGUUGCGGUGUGAGCUGGAAUAUCUCGCCAAUGGCUUGCAACGUAACUCGUUCAAUCCGCUCGAUCGAAAGAUCUGGUUUCCCUAUCUGAGGGGCCUUUGCAAGCUCAUCGGUGUCUAUUGGGUACCUUCCAAUGAGCAACUCGAGGUCUUGCGCGCAACCAACGGUGUACUUGACGUGACUCUCGUGGAACGCCUACCUCAGCCCAAUUAG